AUGUUCCCGAAGCCGUUGCGAUUGGAUAUCAAGAGGAAGUUGACGGCCAGGUCGGAUCGCGUCAAAUGCGUGGAUCAGCAUCCUACAGAACCCUGGGUGCUUUGCUCACUAUACAACGGCGACGUCAAUAUAUGGAAUUAUGAAACUCAUACACAGAUUAAAAGAUUUGAGGUAUGUGACCUGCCUGUGCGUGCAGCAAAAUUUGUGCCGAGGAAGAAUUGGGUGGUCACUGGUUCAGAUGAUAUGCAAAUAAGAAUAUUUAACUACAACACAUUAGAAAGAAUUCACAAUUUCGAGGCCCACUCAGACUAUGUCAGGUGUAUUGUCAUACAUCCCACACAACCUUAUAUAUUGACCAGUAGUGAUGAUCUCCUUAUUAAGCUUUGGAAUUGGGAUCGCAACUGGGCCUGUCAGCAAGUGUUUGAAGGACACACCCAUUAUGUAAUGCAAAUCGCUAUCAACCCCAAGGACAACAACACAUUUGCUAGUGCUAGUCUUGACACAACUGUUAAGGUGUGGCAGCUUGGUUCCUCUAUCUCAAAUUUCACAUUAGAAGGACAUGACAAAGGAGUGAACUGUGUUGAUUAUUACCAUGGUGGUGACAAACCUUACCUCAUUAGUGGUGCUGAUGACCGGCUCGUUAAAAUCUGGGACUAUCAGAACAAGACCUGUGUACAGACACUUGAAAGCCACAUACAGAAUGUCUCAGCCGUUUCAUUCCAUCCCGAGCUACCAAUACUUCUAACAGGUUCCGAAGAUGGGACAGUCAGGCUUUGGCAUGCGGGUACUUACAGGCUGGAGUCAUCUCUUAACUAUGGCUUUGAACGUGUAUGGACUAUAUCAGCAUUGCAUGGUUCAAACAAUGUUGCUAUUGGGUAUGAUGAAGGCACUAUUAUGAUAAAGGUAGGCAGAGAAGAACCAGCUAUUUCUAUGGAUGUGAACGGAGGCAAAAUCAUAUGGGCUAAGCACUCUGAAAUGCAGCAGGUUAAUUUAAAGGCAUUACCCGAAGGCACAGAGAUCAAGGAUGGUGAGCGUGUACCAGUGGUUGCAAAGGACAUGGGAUCCUGUGAGAUAUACCCUCAGACCAUUGCACACAACCCCAAUGGCCGCUUUGUUGUUGUAUGUGGUGACGGGGAGUACAUCAUAUACACCGCCAUGGCACUUAGAAAUAAGGCAUUUGGAACUGCCCAGGAAUUUGUAUGGGCUUUGGAUAGCUCUGAAUAUGCUACACUUGAGAAUUCAAGUACUGUGAAAGUAUUUAAGAACUUCAAGGAGAGGAAGAGUUUUAAGCCCGAAUAUGGUGCCGAGGGUAUCUUCGGUGGGUUCAUGUUGGGUGUGAAGUCAAUAAGUGGCAUGGCGUUCUCGUUCUAUGACUGGGAACAAUUGGAACUUAUCAGAAGGAUCGAGAUCCAACCACGCCAUGUGUUCUGGUCGGAGAGUGGAAACCUGGUCUGUCUUGCGAGUGACGAAUCGUACUUCGUGCUCAAGUACAACCCUACUGUGGUUACCAGAGCGAGAGAGACGAACACAAACAUCACCGAGGACGGUAUCGAGAACGCUUUCGAGGUUGUUGGCGAGGUCAACGAGACCGUGAAGACUGGUCUCUGGGUCGGCGACUGCUUCAUCUACACGAAUUCGUUGAACAGGAUAAAUUACUACGUCGGAGGAGAAAUCGUGACCGUGUCCCAUCUCGACCGCACCAUGUACAUCCUGGGCUAUGUUCCUAAAGAAAACAGAUUAUACCUGAACGAUAAAGAGUUGAACAUAGUUUCGUACUCGCUGCUGCUCCCCGUGCUGGAGUACCAGACGGCGGUGAUGCGAGGUGACUUCGAGACGGCGGACCGAGUGCUGCCCACUGUGCCGCACGAGCAUCGCACAAGGGUCGCGCAUUUCCUUGAAAAACAGGGUUUCAAGCAACAAGCUCUUGCAGUAUCUACAGAACCGGAACACCAGUUCGAACUAGCCUUGGCUCUUGGAGAGUUGAAGCAGUGCAAGCAGUUGGCUGAGGAGGCAGCACGCAUAGAGGGAGGGGAAGGAGACGGCCCGUCUCGGUCCUCAGCGGCGAGAUGGUCGAGACUCGGAGCAGCAGCGGCCUCUGCGGCGGACACGGAUCUCACGAAGAUAUGCUAUCAGAACGCACACGAUUACAGUGCUCUGUUGUUAUUCGCGGUCAGCACCGGCGACAAAGCGUUGUUGGAAGACGUAGCGCGAAUGUCCGCGGCGGAAGGAGACGACAACAUCGCCUUCGCGUCGUACUUCACGCUGAACGACCUGGAUUCCUGCCUGCAGCUGCUCAUCAAGAGGAACAAGUUGCCAGAAGCCGCAUUCUUUGCCAGAUCAUACAUUCCAUCGAAGAUGAGCGAGGUGGUGAAGAUGUGGCGGGAGGCUGUGGGCGCUACUAAUAAGAAGUCUGGUCAGUCCCUCGCCGACCCCGAGCAAUAUGACAACCUAUUCCCAGAGUUUGAAGAAACAUUAGUGUUAGAAAAAUUCCAGCGUGAGUUCGCCUUCGAUUAUCACACGCAGAUGUCGAACCUGCCCGCCAACUCCAAGAUAUGCAACAUAGAAAGAGACCUGGUGCAGGAGAAGGCGGAAAUGGAGAGCCGAGGGCUCUGGAAACCAGGCCCGUCUGAUGAAAGCAGUACUGCGAAUAGAUUAUCGGAUAGUUUGGAAGAGAGCGCCGCUGAGAGGAAGCGUAAAGACUCACUGGACAUGGAGGAGAUAGAACGAGAGAUUAAUGACAUCGUGCUGGAGGACAGCGUUAACGACCUGGAUUUGUCGGACGACGCUGAUUUAAUUGAUUAAUGAAUAUCUAGAUUUUUUAUUUUAUAUUAAUAUUACGAUCAUAAAGUGUGUAUUUCCUAAAGUGCUAAUACGAUUAAGAAUAUUCUAGUAUUAUACACAUUUCUGUUAAAAAACGUUUUUGUUUCGUUCGCCGUUCUCAUCUUCGUCUUAAUUGUCAUUUAUUUGCGUUAAUAUACAAUACAUUAGUAAUGCGUAGUUAACUGAUGAUAUUAGUCAAUUAG
Molecule: messenger RNA, 3023 nt
Organism: Vanessa tameamea
Lineage: Eukaryota; Metazoa; Arthropoda; Insecta; Lepidoptera; Nymphalidae
Gene: beta'COP
Product: coatomer subunit beta'
Exons: 17
Coding region: 1-2802 (933 amino acids)
Biological process (GO): intracellular protein transport; endoplasmic reticulum to Golgi vesicle-mediated transport; intra-Golgi vesicle-mediated transport
Cellular component (GO): COPI vesicle coat
Molecular function (GO): structural molecule activity; protein binding
Source: RefSeq, a predicted model, not a curated record